Marmota flaviventris (yellow-bellied marmot) is the source of this 3182-nucleotide messenger RNA. RefSeq names its product VPS11 core subunit of CORVET and HOPS complexes (gene Vps11). Gene Ontology annotation, molecular function: protein binding; protein-macromolecule adaptor activity. NCBI's taxonomy places the organism in Eukaryota, Metazoa, Chordata, Mammalia, Rodentia, Sciuridae. The record is from RefSeq and is a predicted model, not a curated record. Gene Ontology annotation, cellular component: HOPS complex; endosome. Gene Ontology annotation, biological process: intracellular protein transport; organelle fusion; vacuole organization.
UCACAUGACAUAGCUUCUGGAGGCGGGGGCUCUCGGCCAAGAUGGCGGCUUACCUGCAGUGGCGGCGCUUCGUUUUUUUCGACAAGGAACUGGUGAAGGAGCCGCUGGGCAAUGAUGGGGCCGCUCCCGGAACCGCGCCUGCCUCUGGAUCUACUGUUUCCAAGUUCCUUUGCCUCCCCCCUGGAAUCACUGUCUGCGACUCAGGCAGAGGGAGCUUGGUCUUUGGAGAUAUGGAAGGCCAAAUAUGGUUCUUGCCACGUUCCCUACAGCUUACAGGUUUCCAGGCCUAUAAACUACGGGUAACACACCUGUACCAAUUGAAGCAGCACAAUAUUCUAGCAUCUGUUGGUGAGGAUGAAGAGGGAAUCAACCCCCUGGUAAAGAUCUGGAACUUGGAGAAGAGAGAUGGUGGCAAUCCACUAUGCACCCGAAUCUUCCCUGCAAUCCCAGGAACAGAGCCAACUGUUGUGUCCUGUUUGACUGUCCAUGAAAAUCUCAACUUUAUGGCCAUCGGAUUCACAGAUGGCAGUGUUACAUUGAACAAAGGUGACAUCACUCGGGACCGACAUAGCAAGACUCAGAUUUUGCACAAAGGCAACUAUCCUGUUACUGGACUGGCCUUUCGCCAAGCAGGAAAGACCACUCACUUGUUUGUCGUAACAACAGAGAAUGUCCAGUCCUAUAUAGUUUCUGGAAAGGACUACCCUCGUGUGGAGUUGGACACCCAUGGUUGUGGUCUGCGCUGCUCAGCACUAAGUGACCCUUCUCAGGAUCUGCAAUUCAUUGUGGCUGGUGAUGAAUGUGUCUACCUUUAUCAGCCUGAUGAACGUGGGCCCUGCUUUGCCUUUGAGGGCCAUAAGCUCAUUGCCCAUUGGUUUAGAGGCUACCUUGUCAUUGUCUCUCGUGACCGGAAGGUUUCUCCCAAGUCAGAGUUUACCAGCAGGGACUCUCAGAGCUCCGACAAGCAAAUUCUCAACAUCUAUGACCUGUGCAACAAGUUCAUAGCCUAUAGUGCUGUCUUUGAGGAUAUAGUGGAUGUGCUUGCUGAGUGGGGAUCCCUGUACGUGCUGACGCGGGAUGGGCGGGUCCACGCACUGCAGGAGAAGGACACACAGACCAAACUGGAGAUGCUAUUUAAGAAGAAUUUAUUUGAGAUGGCUAUUAACCUGGCCAAGAGCCAACAUCUGGACAGUGAUGGGCUGGCCCAGAUCUUCAUGCAGUAUGGAGACCAUCUCUAUAGCAAGGGCAACCAUGAUGGGGCCGUCCAGCAAUAUAUCCGAACCAUUGGAAAGUUGGAGCCAUCAUAUGUGAUCCGCAAGUUUCUGGAUGCUCAGCGCAUCCACAACCUGACCGCCUAUCUGCAGACCCUGCACCGACAAUCUCUGGCCAAUGCUGACCAUACCACCCUGCUUCUGAACUGCUAUACCAAGCUUAAGGACAGCUCAAAGUUGGAGGAGUUCAUCAAGACAAAGAGCGAGAGUGAAGUCCACUUUGAUGUGGAGACAGCCAUCAAGGUUCUCCGGCAGGCUGGCUACUACUCCCAUGCCCUCUAUCUGGCUGAGAACCAUGCACAUCAUGAGUGGUACUUGAAGAUCCAGCUAGAGGACAUUAAGAAUUAUCAGGAAGCCCUUCGCUAUAUCGGCAAGCUGCCUUUUGAGCAGGCAGAGAGCAACAUGAAACGCUAUGGCAAAAUCCUCAUGCACCACAUACCAGAGCAGACAACCCAUUUGCUAAAGGGACUUUGUACUGACUAUCGACCAAGCCCAGAAGGCCGAGGAGACAGGGAUGCUCCAGGAUGCAGGGCCAACUCUGAGGAGUUCAUCCCCAUCUUUGCAAACAACCCAAGAGAGCUGAAAGCCUUUCUAGAGCACAUGAGUGAAGUACAGCCAGACUCACCCCAGGGAAUCUAUGAUACCCUCCUUGAGCUACGGCUGCAAAACUGGGCCCAUGAAAAGGAUCCACAGAUCAAAGAGAAGCUUCAUGCAGAGGCCAUUUCCCUGCUGAAAAGUGGCCGCUUCUGUGACGUCUUUGACAAGGCGCUGGUCCUGUGCCAGAUGCAUGACUUCCAGGAUGGAGUCCUUUACCUCUAUGAACAAGGGAAACUGUUCCAGCAAAUUAUGCACUACCACAUGCAGCAUGAACAGUACCGGCAGGUGAUCGCGGUGUGUGAGCGCCAUGGGGAGCAGGACCCCUCAUUGUGGGAACAGGCCCUCAGCUACUUUGCCCGCAAGGAAGAGGACUGCAAGGAGUAUGUGGCAGCUGUGCUCAAGCAUAUUGAAAGCAAGAACCUCAUGCCACCUCUUCUAGUGGUGCAGACUCUGGCUCACAAUUCUACAGCCACCCUAUCCGUCAUCAGAGACUACCUGGUCCAAAAACUGCAGAAACAGAGCCAGCAGAUUGCACAGGAUGAGCUGCGGGUACGGCGGUACAGAGAGGAGACCACCCGCAUCCGCCAGGAGAUCCAGGAGCUCAAGGCAAGUCCAAAGAUUUUCCAGAAGACCAAGUGUAGCAUCUGUAACAGUGCCUUGGAGUUGCCCUCAGUCCAUUUCCUGUGUGGCCAUUCCUUCCAUCAGCACUGCUUUGAGAGUUACUCUGAAAGUGAUGCUGACUGCCCCACCUGCCUCCCUGAAAACCGGAAGGUCAUGGAUAUGAUCCGCGCCCAGGAACAGAAACGAGAUCUCCACGAUCAGUUCCAGCACCAGCUCAAGUGCUCCAACGACAGCUUCUCUGUGAUUGCUGACUACUUUGGCCGAGGCGUUUUCAAUAAAUUGACUCUGCUGACUGACCCUCCCACAGCUAGACUGACCCCUAGCCUGGAAGCGGGGCUGCAGCGGGAUCUGCUGAUGCACUCCAAGAGGGGAACUUAAGUAGCUCUUGGGAAAGCCUGUGGCAUGGUGGAUAUGGGCCAUGGUUGCACAGAAGGGAGGCAGAAGUGCCCACGGCUCCACUCUGAUUUGAUGCCAUUGCCCUCAUGAUCUGAGGGGACUUUCUUUUCAUGCCCCUUUUGCCAGCCUGCUGUCCUUCCUGUUGACUAGCAGAAUAGAUUAAUCCAGACUAAUGGGGGAGGGCACCUCAGCAACCUCUGAGUGUGGACAAUAGCUGCUUUAUUCUCUGUUCAAGAGCACCAGGCUGUGCUUGGGUCCCUGCUCUGAGUCUAUAAAUAAAAGAAUAUAAUGAUUUGA